AACAAGGGGGCUCAGGAGGAGGAGUCAGGUCGAGGGGCAUGUCCAGUGUCGCCCAAUCGAGGUGGAAUCCCAGAGUCACCGACAGGUCAGGGUCGGUCUCUACGGUACCGCCGGGUCAACAGCCCCGAAUCUGACCGUCUGUCUGCUGCUGAAGGCCGGGCCGACGCCUACGGACAGAGGUCCAGGAUGGACAUCCUCGGCUCUCCGUCUCGUCACGUCUACUCCUCCCAGCCGGCUCAGAUGCUGUCCGUUGAUCCUUGUUGCCGCGGCGACCGCCUGGCCAGCGGCCGUCAGGAGGUGUCGGUGGCGUCCGUCGACCAGGAGGCGCACAGCAACGCCUUCAUCCGCUCCGUCCCGCUGGCCGAGGAGGAGGACUUUGACAGCAAAGAGUGGGUGAUCAUCGACAAAGAGGCAGAGCUACGAGACUUCCAACCAACCACGUCAGGAACCACUGACGAGGAGCCCGAGGAGCUACGACCCCUGGAGGAGCAGGAGGAGAGGAGGAGGCUCAGGGCCGCAGGAGGGGAGCUGGUGGUUCGUCCAAAGACCCACACCAGAGAGAGCAGCCGGGGGAUGCUAACGCUAACGGAGGAGGAGGCGUCUAGGAGGAGCGGCGGUAGCCCCGCCCAGUCGCCCUGUCACUCGCUGCCGUCAGGACGCCCCCGCCGGAGAGAGUCAGAGCCCAUUGGACCUCAAAGACCGGUGUUAUCGCCCACGGAGCAGAGCAUCCCGUCGCCAACCUCUCCGGACUAUCGGACAAAGGGCCAGAGCGACGAGAAGGAGCAUUUCCACAUCCUUCCUCAGCUCCAGGUCAAAAGGGCCGACUUUCUCACCGUUAUGCUCACCGGUACCUUGCCUCAGCGCCGGAGCUUUGCCACGCCAGACGAAGAAAUCCAAGAACCUCCAGGGCCAAGGGAUGACGACGUCACGAAGAGUGAGUCCAACAGUGAGGCCAGUCAGAAGAGCACUGAACGUAGCCAGGACGCUGCGCCUUCAACACUCAUGGCCGAGGACCAGAGGGGCCAAAGGGAGCACGCCUCAGCUGCUGAUGCAGACCCUGACCUGGAGGACGCUUCCAAAACCCUCGUCCUUUUCUCACCUGGAGACACUCGUAAGUCUCCCUCUGGUUGUGAUCAUGUUCUAGAGGGAGAGCUGGCCACACCGUCUGCUCUCAGUACGACCCGCCUCAUUGUCGGGGAGGUGAUUCAGCCUGAACCCUCUGAGACUGGCCGUUUGUCCCCUGCUCUCAGGUCAGACCUGAGGCCUUCCACUCCCAUCGCUCCUGCAUCUCCGCCCUUCACCAAAGUUGAGCGCACUUUCAUCCAUAUCGCAGAGACAUCACACCUCAAUGUCAUGUCUUCCAAUGGUCACUCAGCCAAGGAGAGUGCGGAAGUCUUGGCCAUCAUGAAGGCAUCAGCGGUAGAGGGUGACACCCAUGAGCAGGAGGGAACACCAGUGACAGAAGAGCUUCUAGAGGAGUCUGUACCAGACACAACUACACCAGUUGACAAAUACCCCAAAACUGAGAAUGGUCCGUCAACUGUCUUGGCCCAGUCUUUGGAGCCUGUCCCAGAAUCCAUGUCACCAGUUCAUACAGAUCUGUCACAAGAGCCUAAGAAACAGCCAUUAUCCAGUGAAGAAGCUGCCAAGCUUCAGACAACCGGAUCAGAACUACCACCUGUCACAAAACCCAGAAUCCGAAGCCGUAUCCCAGUACUCAUCUCUGAAGAGGAUUCAGGCUCAGAGCAGUCCUCCUCCCUCUCAGCUCGGGCUCGUCUUCAGCAGCGGGCCAGGCAGCUGGACUUGGCCCGCAUGCUGGUCCAGAAGCAACAGGGUCGCUGGAUGAGGAGGAGGAUGCUGUCUGGGACGUCAUCAUCCCUGUCCUCUGGGGACGAUGAGCGCCGGAGGGCUUCUGAAACUCUGUCCACCACCGGCUCAGAGGAGGACACGCAUACCUCGGAUGAGUCCAGGAGGAGCUCCCGUCUCAAAACGACUGAAGAGCAAGGCUCCAAGGAGUGCAGGAGCAGGAUCCCCAGGCCUGUCACCCCCAUAAAGAGGCCAUCAGGGGGGCUCGCUGCUGCUGCUCCUUCUCCGCUCUCCUUGCCAGACUCCGGUUCUACCAAAGGAGCAUCAUCCUUCACUAACGGGAAUCAGAAAAUUGGACUAAGCACUCUCAGCUCUCAACUGAAAACCAAACCUGUCUCGCCCAGGUCCUCCUCCUCAUGUCCCCGUCCAUCUGCUGGCCCGUCCGGCAGCCCUCGAAUGCCCCUGCGAGUCCUGUUUGGAACCCGACGCAGCCUUAGCUCCAACCACUGCAGGACUGACAGCCCCUCCCCUCAGAGAGUAUGUCCGUCCAGGCAGCCCCUCUCGGUUCGAGCCCCAACCGUCCCUAUGCUGCCACCCAGGACUACAACAGCCAUGCGGCGCAGCGUCUCGCAGGAAGCCACCGUCCAGACCUCCUCUGGCGCCACGCCCGCCCGGAGCAGGCCGAAACAAGCCGGUGCGGCUAAGGCAAAGCCGAAUGUCAGGGAGAAGGUGGUGCCCGCUAGAUAAUACAAAGAGACUCAUAGCUGAGACAUGUUUGUGUAUAAUCAGUCUUCGGACACGAUACGCCUCAAAGGUUCUCACCUGACUCCACAUUAGACUGUGAUGUUACAAUCACCUCCUUCAAUUUAUUUAAUGUACACGGACCUCUUAUUCUUUUUCCAAGGACAGCUUACUGAACUAUCUUCAUGGGCUUCCAAUAAUCUUCACUAACUGUCGGACAGGAGCGUUGCUGCCAUGGUGCUAUGGAUACGUCUUCUGCUCCGUGGUUUAAACCCUGAUUUGACUGGUUUCUGGAGCUGAGAAUCAUGGCCUCCAACAAGUCCAGUU
Molecule: messenger RNA, 2874 nt
Organism: Cottoperca gobio
Lineage: Eukaryota; Metazoa; Chordata; Actinopteri; Perciformes; Bovichtidae
Product: tau-tubulin kinase 1-like
Source: RefSeq, a predicted model, not a curated record